Molecule: messenger RNA, 1008 nt
Organism: Tetrahymena thermophila SB210
Lineage: Eukaryota; Ciliophora; Oligohymenophorea; Hymenostomatida; Tetrahymenidae
Product: zinc finger protein
Exons: 3
Source: RefSeq, a predicted model, not a curated record
AUGAAAAUAUAUUAUGAUAUCAUUAUAUGCUCUGUUGUAUUUUCAAUGAUAUUAUGCUAGUGCUUGAAUGGGGAAAUUUAUAAUAUAUUGUCUUAAUAGUGCUUGAAAUGUUCUAGCAAUUGCUAACAAUGCUUUAAUACUAAUGAGGACAACUGUAUAAAAUGUCAAACUGGCACCUUUAAUAGUAUAUAAAAUAACAUUUAAUGUACUUAAACUUGUCUAUAAGGCUAUAUAAAUACACAAAACUAAUAAUGCGUUUAAUGCUUAGUCGAAGGAUGUAUAUAAUGUGAUGCUAGCUAAAAUUGCUUAAAAUGUGAAGUUAAUUUAUAACUCAGUUAAGAAAAUAAUAAAUGCAUUUUAAAAUAAAACUUUUGUGAAUCAAAUGUUGAAUUUAUUGAACUCUCUUUUACACAAAAUCAAUGUUAAAAAAUAUGCCCCUCUUUCACUUAUUAAAAUUUUGAAACUCAUCAAUGCGAAAUAGUGUAAGUAAACUCAUUUUUAGGCAAUUAGUACUUUAUUAGAGGUAAUUAAUGCUAAUUCGCGCUGGUCAACUAAAAUUUAGAGAUAAUCAAUUCAAAUAUUCUACAAAAUUUAAAUAAUUUUGAAGAAAUUUACAUGUAAUAUGGGGUAGAAGUUUAAUAAAAAAGCUUUAUAGUAGGGAAUUAUGGUGGAUGCUUAGCAUUUAACAGCUUAGUUAUUGUGAAUUUCUUUACAUUCUAAACUGUUUAUUCAGAGACAGGGUUUUAGAAUGAUCUUAAUGUAAAUUAUAUUGAUAAUGAUAACUAAAUUGUAUUUUUAACAUGUACUAAUUGCAACCAAAUAAUUGUUUUUGAUGGAAUUAGUUCACAAGUAAGUAAGCUGCUAAUAGAUUAAUCUCCAUCAUAUAUACUAUUUUAAAUUUAAACUAAAUAAUAUAUGACUUAUUACACAAGAGAUACUUAAUUGAAGAUUAUUUAAGGAUAAUAACAUAAGAUGGAUAAGCAUAAAUAAAAUUCGAAUAACUAGUGA